Messenger RNA from Periophthalmus magnuspinnatus, 2968 nucleotides. It is a transcript of the gene gpd1l, whose product is annotated as glycerol-3-phosphate dehydrogenase 1 like. Gene Ontology annotation, molecular function: protein homodimerization activity; NAD binding; glycerol-3-phosphate dehydrogenase [NAD(P)+] activity. Lineage: Eukaryota; Metazoa; Chordata; Actinopteri; Gobiiformes; Gobiidae. The coding region runs from base 85 to 1143 and encodes 352 amino acids. Gene Ontology annotation, cellular component: glycerol-3-phosphate dehydrogenase (FAD) complex; cytosol. Gene Ontology annotation, biological process: glycerol-3-phosphate catabolic process; carbohydrate metabolic process. The record is from RefSeq and is a predicted model, not a curated record. The transcript has 8 exons.
CGGUGCGCUCCUGAGCUACAGCGGCGCGUCUCUCGAGGCUUUACCGGGGACUCAGCACCGAACAGGCGGACACGAGACGCAGCCAUGGCCGCUCCGCUCAAAGUCUGCAUCGUGGGCUCCGGGAACUGGGGCUCGGCCAUCGCGAGGAUCAUCGGGGAUAAUGUCCGGUCUCUGCACAGAUUCGCCUCCACGGUGAAAAUGUGGGUCUUUGAGGAAACCGUCAAUGGCCAGAAACUCAGUGACAUCAUCAACACGCAGCAUGAGAACGUCAAGUACCUGCCUGGAUACAAGCUGCCAGAGAAUGUGAUGGCAGUGCCACAGCUGAGCGAGGCUGCAGAGGGGGCAGACCUGUUGGUAUUCGUGGUUCCUCAUCAGUUCAUUCAUAAGAUCUGUGAGGAAAUGGUCGGCCGUGUGUCCAGCAAAGCCCGAGGAAUCUCACUCAUCAAGGGCGUAGACGUUGGAGCAGAUGGACUGAGGCUGAUUUCUGACAUCAUCCGAGAGAAGAUGGAGAUGGACGUGAGCGUCCUGAUGGGAGCAAACAUCGCCAACGAGGUGGCAGCUCAAAAGUUCUGUGAAACAACGAUCGGCAGUCGUGACCUGGAGAACGGGUUGCUGUUCAAGGAGCUGCUGCAGACGCCAAACUUCAGGAUCACUGUGGUGGAGGAUGCCGACACGGUGGAGCUGUGUGGAGCGCUUAAGAACAUCGUGGCGGUGGGGGCGGGCUUCUGUGACGGCCUAAGCUGUGGAGAUAACACUAAAGCUGCAGUGAUCCGACUUGGCCUCAUGGAGAUGAUCGCCUUCACCAAACUCUUCUGUAGAGACAAACAGACCGUUUCCACAGCAACGUUUCUGGAGAGCUGUGGAGUGGCUGACCUCAUCACCACCUGCUAUGGAGGCCGCAACCGCCGCGUGGCCGAGGCCUUCGCACUGACAGGAAAGAGCAUUGAGGAGCUGGAGAGGGAGAUGCUGAAUGGACAGAAGCUUCAGGGACCGACCACUUCAGCCGAGGUCCAUCACAUCCUCAGACAGAAGAACCUCACAGACAAGUUCCCACUGUUCACCGCGGUGUACCAGAUCUGCUUUGAGGGGAAGCCAGUGGAAGACAUGAUCUCCUGUUUGCAAAGCCAUCCAGAGCACAUGUGACAGAACGAGAGAAGGAACGAGAGAAGGAACAAGUGACUGAACAAAAAGGAACGAGUGAAGUGAUGAGUGACGGAACAAGGGACUCAACCAGGGACUAAAGCAGGACUCCACCAGGGACUCCACCAGGGACUCCACCAGGGACUCCACCAGGGACUCUACCAGGGACCAAACUAGGACUCAACCAGUGACUCAACCAGGGACUCCACCAGGGACUCCGAGACCAGAGACUCCACCAGGGACUCUACCAGGGACCAAACUAGGACUCAACCAGUGACUCAACCAGGGACUCCACCAGGGACUCCGAGACCAGAGACUCCACCAGAGACUCUACCAGGGACUCCACCAGGGACUCUACCAGGGACUCUACCAGGGACUCUACCAGGGACUCUACCAGGGACUCUACCAGGGACUCUACCAGGGAAUCGACCAGGGAAUCGACCAGGGACUCGACCAGGGACUCGACCAGGGACUCGACCAGUUUUAAAUCUGGUCUAAACCAGGUAACCAUUCGUAGUGCGAGUGUGUCACCUCUCCACAGAUCUGACCUGUAAGAUGGCCUGGUGGUGUCAGCUGCUCCUCUCCAUGUAGAUGGAUGCGUUUAAAACCGUACUGUAGAAGUUUAAAAAGCUUGAAUAAUUAGUUGCACUACGCAAGUUUUCUGGUAGAGGGUCCUCCACUUAGUUGUCUCCAUGGAUACAUCAUUACCUUGGCUGGAAUGUUCCACUGUAUGGCAUUAAGAUCUCUGAAGAACAAUAUACACUGAGAAUGCAUGUUUUUCAAGGUACUUACAAGGUACUUAGCCAUAUUUACACCUCUAAUAGAAUAAAUGCAAGAACGGUUUAAUGCCACAUUGUGGAACUUUUUAGGUCAAGUAAUUACAAGCAGACCCUCCACCAGAGAAGUUCCAUAGUAAAGCUUUAACUUUAAAGGUGUUUUUAAGCAGUCAGGCUGGAUACUUGCAUUUGAUCAUAGCAUUGUGACUGUUUGGUGCUAUCUUAUCUUAUCUGCAGUUAAUGUAAAGUGUUUGUGAUGUGAAUGUGUUAGUGGACCUGUUAUUCUCAGAGGAGUUUAAGUCAGAUGCCCUACUGCUAUGACUGCAUAAGUGUUUUGGUCCAUUGUGUGAACUUUUAAUGUCACAAAUGUAUUUUUUUUUCUCUUGUACCUUACCACAACAUGUCUGAGCUUAUGUGGCCUGUUUAAUGUUACAGGCAAAAAGGCAGUAUUUACAUCAGUCUUAAAUUAUGAAUGUGAAUUGUGUUUUGAGUUUUUAAAAUAUUUGUAAAUAUUUUUGAUAUAUAUAUUUUUUUCGUUUCAUCCAAUUGAUCCGGCUGAGAUUUGAUACUCACCUUUUAGGCCAGGGGUGUCAAACACAUUUAUACCAAGGGCCACAUCAGUAAAAUGACUGCCUUCAAAGGCCCAUAUGUAAAAUAAAUCGAAUUACUUUUGUUUCUAACUGCUUUUCUGUACUUAUUACUUAUUCAUGUUAUAAAUAUUGCAUAUGCAUUUGCAUAGAUUUAAAAAUAUGGCUGUGUAACUGCAUAUCUCCUGAUAAAAUUACAUUUUAAGACCAUCAUACCUUUUAAAUCACCCUUUCCAGGGCCACAUAAAGUGAUGUAGAGGGCCCCAUUUGGCCCACGGGCCUUGAGUUUGACACAUGUGUUUUAAACUGUGAGCAGUUUUCCUACUCCAGAUAUGUCAUAAAACACAGUCCAAAGUGGAUCCAUAUCUGUCAAUACGACUCGAACCGAUUUAUUUAAAUGUGAGUUGUUUUAACCCCUACAAAGGAACUUUGCUUUUGUUUAAAAUAAAUGUGUGUGUGUUUUUU